UGGGGCGAGAGGGGCCGGAGGCUAAAAGAAGAGAGCCCACGGAACGCGAGCGGGAGGAGUGCCGCCGAGCCGGGUCGAGGCGCCGGGAAUCGUCCCUCUCGUCCCCCUCCAGGAGAACCGGCCCGGGACCCCUGUGUAAUGUUCAAGCUCAGAAAUGCCUUAUGUGGAUCGUCAGAAUCGAAUUUGUGGUUUCCUAGACAUUGAAGAAAAUGAGAAUAGUGGGAAAUUUCUGCGGAGGUACUUCAUCCUGGAUAAAGAAGAUAGUCUGGUCUGGUACAUGGAUAAUCCACAGAACCUUCCUUCUGGAUCCCCACCUGUUGGAGCUAUUAAACUCACCUACAUUUCAAAGGUUAGCGAUGCAACUAAGCUCAGGCCAAAGGCAGAAUUCUGUUUCGUUAUGAAUGCAGGAAUGAGGAAAUACUUUUUACAAGCCAAUGAUCAGCAAGACCUAGUAGAAUGGGUAAAUGUUUUGAACAAAGCUAUAAAAAUAACAGUACCAAAGCAAUCAGAUCCACAGUCUCAUUCUGAUAGCUUAAGUCGCCAAGUUGAAACUCCAGGUGGAAAAAAGCAAGUGUCUUACAGGACAGAAAUUGUGGGUGGUGUACCUAUUAUAACACCAACUCAGAAAGAAGAAGUAAAUGAAUCUGGUGACAUUAUUGACAGGAAUAAUCUGAAACGGGCACAAAGCCAUCUUCCUUACUUUACUCCCAAGCCACCUCCAGAUAAUGCAGUUAUCAAAGCUGGUUAUUGUGUUAAACAGGGGGCAGUGAUGAAGAACUGGAAGCGAAGAUACUUUCAAUUGGAUGAAAAUACUAUAGGCUACUUCAAAUCUGAACUGGAAAAGGAACCCCUGCGGAUAAUACCACUUAAGGAGGUUCAUAAAGUCCAAGAAUGUAAACAGAGUGACAUAAUGAUGAGAGACAAUCUCUUUGAAAUUGUAACAACGUCUAGAACCUUCUAUGUGCAGGCUGACAGUCCAGAGGAGAUGCAUAAUUGGAUUAAAGCAAUUUCUGGUGCCAUAGUAGCACAACGGGGACCUGGAAGAUCAGCAACUUCUGAACAUUCCAACUGUUCUUCAGAAUCCAACUAUGCUUUCCGUUCUGCCAAUGCAACAGCAGCCACCUCACAUUCCACAGCCUCUCGCAACAACUCUCUGGGCUCAAGCUUUACCAUGGAGAAGCGAGGAUUUUACGAAUCUCUUGCCAAGGCCAAGCCAGGGAACUUCAAGGUCCAGACUCUCACUCCAAGAGAACCAGCUUCCAAAGUGACUGUACAAGCCGUGCCGAAACCUCAGCAUCACAAUGGCCCUCAGGAAAGAGAGAACGACCUAGUGGAUCUAGAUGAUGCAAGCCUUCCCGUUAGUGACGUGUAAGAAUAGAAACAUUUGGAGAUGGGGAUCCACUUGUUAAAUGCUUGAUUUCCUUUUAUAGGGGCUUCUAGCCAAAGAUGAGACGAAAAGGAAAGGGAGAGGGUGAAGUAGAUUUGGGGAAGAUUUACGUGAAAUAUACUGCCUCUAACCUGUUUUUCUUAUAAACUGGUAAUCCCAGGUAAUCUAGAGAAUGGCCAAACUAGAACCAAUCUCUUAAACUACUAAGAAUGUGUUUCAGUACCAAGGAUCUAAAUUCAGUUCAAUAAAUACUGAUGUAAGCACCUACUAAGAAAUAAAAAUGUUUUGUGUUCUCUGCUGAGUGAUUAAACAUCUGCAUAAAUCACUCAUAGAAAAUUUGACAAUUUCAUACAUACCAAAUUAAAAACAUUCAUUUUUUGAGAGGGUGGAGGGGUCAUAUUGACCUUAUUAUAUUGGUCUUCUAAAAAAAAAAAGUUGAUGUGAACUGUUAAGUAUUUCAGUAUCCAUACCUUUUGAUUGAUCAGCAUUAUCUGUUGAAAAGUUACCAGACUAAGAUAUCAUUUGCAUCUUAAGUCUGUGGUGCUGCAAAAUUUUCUUUAGAAUGUUGAUAAUUUUAAAAAUUAGACUUUUUUUUUCCUUUUCCUUUUUUUUUUUUCAUUAAAAUGCACUGGUUCUUAAGGUGAGUGGUAACUUUUGCACAUUGGAUAUUAUUGGACCAUCUUUAUAAGGGUUUUGGUUGGAUUGGUUAAGGGAAAAAAUGGCAACUCAAACUACUAUAUCCUAGACAUCCGAACUAAAUCCAUUUUGUAUUGUAUUACAUCAGGCCUUGCUUUGUUCAGUGUUGAAAAUUACAUUAUUUGGUAUGAGUUUUUUGAGAGAUUUGAUUUUUCUUAUCAACAUUUUGUGAAUAAUUCUUGUUUCUAUAUUUGGAUCAGUGAAAGACCUCAAGUUUAUAUGUAAAGACAUAAUUGAUGAACCUUUCUUAGUCAUUCAAUUGUGGCCUGUAACUUUUGUCACUGAUAAUCUAUAUUAAAGUGCCUGUGUUUUCUCAUUUUGUUUUGAAACAUUUUGAGAUCAAUGUGUUCAUGACCCUACCUUACUGGUUUAAAACCUUGGGAUGAGAUUGUUUUUGAGUAGUAUAAUUUGUAUUAAACUAUUUAAGAUAAUGUCUUAUGCUAGGAAUAUCAGAAUACUGAUAUUACAUCUCCUAGCUGUGCAAUAUGUACAUUUCUAAAACUGAAUUCUGGAUAUACAUUAUAUUAUACAAUGUCAUAAAUAUAAACAGUACUUCUAAGGAAUCUUUAAAUUUCAGAUAUUUAAUAGUAAAUCUAAAUUGAGCAUGUACCAUUUUGUGAUUCAGUUUUGAAAACAUUUGCUUUAACCAAACAAUCUUGAAUUUUAUGUGCUGCUAUUUUUGUGAUUAAAAUUUGCCAUUUUGCGGUAGCUUGUUUUCUGCAAAUUAAUAGAUAACAUGUCAUGUGGGUCUCUUUUCAUUUUCCAAAUUGACUUCUUGUCUGUGAGAUACUGAAAUUUUCUACUAAAAUAGCGGGAUCUAAGGGUCACGCAGUCUUCAGAAUGCCAGAAUUAAGUGUAACAAUUUAAAAACCAGAAUGGAUAAAGGAUGCCAUUGUUGAGGGGUUUUUUUAUUCAUAAGCUAACAUUUAUAAAAGUUGUACUUGUAAACUAUUUUCACUUUCUUUGUCAGAUUUUUUAAAACUUUACU
Molecule: messenger RNA, 3071 nt
Organism: Phascolarctos cinereus (koala)
Lineage: Eukaryota; Metazoa; Chordata; Mammalia; Diprotodontia; Phascolarctidae
Gene: PLEKHA1
Product: pleckstrin homology domain containing A1
Source: RefSeq, a predicted model, not a curated record